UAAAAGUUAUGUGAUCUGACGUUUUUCAUUCUUCAGGUUUUCGAUGUGACUUAAACAAUGUUGCGGGGUUCGCAAUCCAUGGGCAAAUUGAUUAUCAGGCCGAGCACGCUUAGUUCAAAAAUUUUACCCUAUGUUUCCAAAACCAGUGUAUAUCAUUUGAUUAGCAGGCCAGUCACAUCUUCGAGACUAAUUCACCAAAGUAGAGUUUCAUUAAAUGUAACAGAAUCAUACCAACAGAAGUUGACAGAGUUGCAGUAUUUGGGUGCAAGUCAGAAGAAUGAUACGUGGAGACCUCCUUUGAGAAUUAAGUCAAAAUCAGGACUCCUACGCAGGCUCAAAUCUGUAUUUCUACCUGGAGUGCACGAGUCAGAGCUGAUGCUGAAAGUGUACAAUGACAUCACUGAAAAUGCGGAUUUGUUUCAAAUUUGGUCACAUUGUGGAAUGCCGGAUAGGUUUACCUCUUGGAUCUACAUGGUCUACAUGCACGUAUGGUUGUACAUUAUAGCCUUGGAACAAUACGAGGGUACAAAACGGUGCAGAAAUUUUCUCAUAAAACACAUGUGGGCUGAUAUCGAAGACAGGCGACGUCUUCUAAAAACAGCGACAUUUUGGCGAAAAUCGGAUUUGCAGAAUUUAAAUCUGGUUUUUCGGAAUUUCAUUAUGCACAUGGACAUUGGUUACUUGCAGACUGAUGUUGAAUUGGGAGCUGCAGUGUAUAAGUGGAUCCUGAACAAUCAUCACAAGGGUUUAGAUGGCAAGCUAGAGGAGGGAGUUCAGUUGAAAAAUACUCACGUCAGUUCGACGCCCGAUGUAACCCUAGAAGGCGUAGAGCUGUUAGUGAAAUAUAUUCGUUUUCAUGCCAAGUACCUCACAGAACUGCUUCCAGAAGACCUUCUGCUAGAGAGAAGUCUGAUCAACGAGCAUUUUGACCCUGAAAUUGACAAAGAAACUGUUGGAUGGAAACCUUUGCGAUUUUUCUUGAAUCAAAGAGACUAACUUUUGUUGCCUUAGAAAAUAGCUAACGAUAGGUCUUGGAUAAUUUAGGUUUGUUUUUCA
Messenger RNA from Symsagittifera roscoffensis, 1056 nucleotides. RefSeq lists its product as uncharacterized. The transcript has a single exon. The record is from RefSeq and is a predicted model, not a curated record. The coding region runs from base 58 to 996 and encodes 312 amino acids. Gene Ontology annotation, biological process: mitochondrial respiratory chain complex III assembly. Gene Ontology annotation, cellular component: mitochondrion. NCBI's taxonomy places the organism in Eukaryota, Metazoa, Xenacoelomorpha, Acoela, Convolutidae.